Messenger RNA from Tachysurus fulvidraco (yellow catfish), 880 nucleotides. RefSeq names its product NME/NM23 nucleoside diphosphate kinase 6 (gene nme6). The transcript has 5 exons. The record is from RefSeq and is a predicted model, not a curated record. Gene Ontology annotation, biological process: UTP biosynthetic process; GTP biosynthetic process; CTP biosynthetic process. NCBI's taxonomy places the organism in Eukaryota, Metazoa, Chordata, Actinopteri, Siluriformes, Bagridae. Gene Ontology annotation, molecular function: nucleoside diphosphate kinase activity. Bases 180 to 728 code for a protein of 182 amino acids.
UUUGUUGACGCAUAAACAAAAUGGCGGCGCCCAUAGAGGCUGUGAGACUGUGAGACAGAAGUAGCAAACGUAGCAAUAAAACCUUUUUAAUAGCUUACUGGAUGAUGUGAACUUUUAGCUAGUUUAUAUUAAGGUGACAAGUAAACACGAAGGAGCUUUUUUUAGUCCAAAUACAGGCUAUGAUUUUGACACGGUUGCGAUGCGCGAGGGUGCUGCAGCUAACACUUGCGGUUAUAAAACCGGACGCUGUCGCUCAUCCUCUAAUACUGGAGGCUCUUCAUCAGAAAAUUCUAGAGAACAACUUCAUCAUUGUCAGGAAGAAAGAUCUCAUCUGGAGAAGAAGUGAUUCAGAAAGGUUUUAUGCAGAGCAUAAUGAACGCUUCUUCUACCAGCGACUAGUCGAGUUCAUGUCAAGCGGUCCAAUGAGAGCUUACAUCCUAGCGAGAGAGGAUGCUAUCAGCCACUGGCGGGAGUUGAUGGGUCCCACUAAAGUGUAUCGAGCGCUGUACACAUCACCGAGGACAAUUCGAGCACAAUAUGGGCUCACCGACACCAGAAACACAACUCAUGGCUCAGAUUCGUCAGAGUCAGCUGAAAGAGAGAUAGCCUUCUUCUUUCCAGAGUUCAGUUUUCAGCACUGGCUAGAGAUGGACGAGCCAUGUUUUAGGGCAGGACAUGUUGAAUAUGACAAGGAGAGACAAAUCCAUACUGCACUAAAACAUAUCUAAGCAUUCAAGUGCCUUAACUAGGAACUGCUCUAAUGUAUGUGUCCCAUUUUCUUGCAUUUCACCAUCAGUUGCUUACAGGUUUUUGUAAAUGACCGUGUUGCAUCUUGAGCACUUUGACUUGGUACUUUUAUUAUUAAAUACCUUCCACUGGC